Paramecium tetraurelia is the source of this 2520-nucleotide messenger RNA. RefSeq lists its product as uncharacterized. The transcript has 5 exons. Gene Ontology annotation, biological process: peptidyl-serine phosphorylation; protein autophosphorylation; autophagosome organization. Lineage: Eukaryota; Ciliophora; Oligohymenophorea; Peniculida; Parameciidae. Gene Ontology annotation, molecular function: protein serine/threonine kinase activity; ATP binding. Gene Ontology annotation, cellular component: cytoplasm; autophagosome. The record is from RefSeq and is a predicted model, not a curated record.
AUGAACGAACCUAAAUAUAAAUUCAAGAGAAAUAUCAACAGUAGUAGUUAAAUAGGAAAUACGGUAGUUGUAGAAGAUGAAGAAGGAAGAGAAUUUUCCAAGAAAACUAUCAAGUCAGAAUAUUAUGAUUCGUGUAGGGAGGCUGUCGAACUUCUAAAAACAAUCUAACAUCCAAAUUUAGCUAAAAUUAUAGAUACUGUAGAAGAUAGAGAUAAAGGAGAGAUUCACAUAAUUGUGGAGUUUUAUGAACUGAAUUUAGAUGAUUUAAUUUAGAAGGAUCAAAAGUUUUUUUAAAAUCAAGACAAUUUAUUAGACUUUGUUAAAUAAAUAAUCAAUGGUUAUUGUCGAUUAAUGGAACUCAAGGUUAUUCAUCGAAAUCUCAAGCCAAAAAAUAUACUCUGCAAUAAAAAAGAAAACAACAAAUAUGAAUUCAAGAUAUCAGAUUAUGCGUUCGCUAAAGUUAAGAGUAAAUUUGCCCAUGAUAUGACCUUUUUUGAAGGAAAUGACUAUUAUUAAGCUCCGGAGCUAAAAGACGAUAAUUAUGCGUAUCGAUGUGAUGUUUAUUCUUUUGGUCUCAUUCUUGCAUAGAUAGUAUUUAAUAGGAAAUUAUCUGAAGAAGAAAAAUAAAACUAAAAAUUUCCUGACAAUUAAAUUGUAUUUGAAGAAAUACUAAUAAAGUCUAUGCUAAUAAAAGAUCACUCUUAGAGGAUAUCCUGGACCUAACUUAGAUUAAAAUAUUUCUAUAAUAUAAAAGAGUUAAGUCGGGAAAAAGUGUUUAGGGGUAAAAACAUUAUUACUCAUGAAAUGGUUUGGAUUAAACAAAUAAACAAAAGAGUGAGUAGUAAUAUAAUAGGUGACACUAAUGAGAUUAAUAUUAACCUUAAAUUUAAGAAUGGGCAAGAACAAAACGAUCAUAUUGUUAAAGUUUUAGAGAUUUUAAAUGAAGAUUAAUAUCAAUAUGCCUUCUUGAUCAUGGAAGAUUGUGAUGGAGAUCUCAUGCAGUUUAUAAAAAAAUAAGGUAACUUCACAUAUGAAUAGAUACUUGAAUUCCUCGAAUAAUUAUGUAAAGGAUAUCAAUUUCUAAUAAAAUAGGAGAUUGUUCAUCGUGAUCUUAAACCUGAAAAUAUACUAUACAUCAAAACAGACAAAGGGAUUUUAUACAAAAUUACUGACUUUGAACAUAGUUUUGAUUUGAAAAUGAGUAAGAAAUCUCCUAAUACAAAAACUGGGACACUCAAAUACUAAGCCCCUGAAAUUGACGCAUAAAAAGAUUAUGAUAACAAAUGUGAUAUUUUUUCAUUAGGAAUCAUCAUAUUGGUAUUGUCAACUUCCAAAGAAUUUUAAGUAGAUUAAUUUAACAAUGUGAAAAAAAGAUUAGAAGAAGAAUGUAUCAUAAAAAUACUUCAAGAAAGAUCAUUUGGGUUCGAUAUUUCGAAGUUAGAUUAGAGGAUAAUAGAAUUGCUUAAGAAAAUGAUAAGAUAUAAUCCUGAGGAUAGAUUAUCCUGGGAAAAGUUAAUUUAAUAUAUCUAAGAUUAAAAGUAAUAAAACUUACCUAUCCAAAGAAACUUUUAACUUAGUAAAUCUAAUAAUAUUUUCAAUAAUGAUUAAUCUUUUAAAUUCCAAAAAUUCAAUUCUAAUAACUAAAAAUUAAAUUAAUAAUUUGUUGUAUAAAACUAAUAAAAAAGCGACAAAAAUGUAAAUAAUUAAGAGUAAUAUCAAUUCCCAUAAUUUAACCAAAAACUUGGAUAAAGUAGUAAAUUUUAAAACGGGAAAGAAUUUCAAUUCCCAAAAAAUAAUAAUUAAUUAUCGACCACUGGAAAAUCAUCUUUAUAAUUCUAGACCACUAAAUGGUAGCAAUCAUCAAAUCAAAAUUAAUUUGAAUAAAACUAGUUGACUUAAAAUUCUUCUCAAUAAACUAAGAUAUCGACAAGUUAAACUAUUUAAGUUAAAGACCAGAAAAUUCAGAACUAAUAAACCUAAAACUAGAAAAAUGAACUUCAUCCUACAUUUUAAAUUGAUUAACAAUAAAUACCUCAAUAAGGAAAUUAAACUGGCUGGGGGUUUACAUAGUCGUAAUCAGCAAAUCUGAGUUUAUAAGCAUAGAGCUGUAAUUCUAAAUAAUAUCCUGGUUUCACUUCUUCAAUUAACAAAUUUUCCAAUUAAUAAUCUCAAAAGUCACCGAUUUAAGAUUAAUCACAUGCAAAAUAUUAAUAAGCCCAAACCACUAUUUUUAAUAAGGUUACCCUUCCAAAUGAUUAAUCUAUUCAAUCUAGCAAAGAUGCUAAUAAAUCAUCUCUAAAUAUCAAUAUGAAAGGUUAACAAUAAAUAAGUCAGAAUUAAUUCGCCAAAAACUAGUAUAAUUGGCAACCCCCUACUUUUCAUAAUUUCUCCACUCCUUAGCCACAAUAACCAUAAAAUUAAGUUAAAUACACUGCUUAAAACAAUUGGUAAUAUUAACAAAAUACAAUUCCCAUUAACCGUUUUUCCAAUUUACAUUCAAGAUAAUUUUAUGGAAAUUGA